Molecule: messenger RNA, 1225 nt
Organism: Sceloporus undulatus (fence lizard)
Lineage: Eukaryota; Metazoa; Chordata; Lepidosauria; Squamata; Phrynosomatidae
Product: chymotrypsinogen B2-like
Exons: 7
Coding region: 1-933 (310 amino acids)
Biological process (GO): proteolysis
Molecular function (GO): serine-type endopeptidase activity
Source: RefSeq, a predicted model, not a curated record
AUGUUCGAUCGUGUUAUCGCAGGACAGGUGUGCUUCUUCCCAGGUGCCCACUGGCCCCAGGCGACCUUUGCUCUGUGCGCCAAGUAUAAAAAUGGUGGAGCCACCAGGACUUCUUCCAAAACCUUUGUGCUCAGAAACAGCAUGGCUGCCCUGUGGCUUUUAUCCUGCCUUGCACUUUUCAGUGCCACCCAAGGCUGCGGCGUCCCCAAGAUCCAACCCGUCCUCAGCGGCUUGACCCGCAUUGUCAAUGGAGAGGAGGCAGUGCCUGGAUCGUGGCCCUGGCAGGCUUCCUUGCAGGAGAAAUCCGGGUGGCACUUCUGUGGCGGAUCCCUUGUGAGCGAGAACUGGGUUGUGACCGCUGCUCAUUGCGGGGUGACGACCUCCAACGUCGUGGUGCUUGGCGAGCAUGACCGCAGCUCCUCCGCGGAGAAGGUACAGAAGCUGUCCAUCGAGAAGGUCUUCACUCACCCCGAAUGGGACCCUGUGGCCAUCAACAAUGACAUCGCCCUCAUCAAACUGGCUACCCCUGCGGAGCUGACCGACACCGUGUCCCCCGUCUGCCUCACCGAUGUUGUGGAUGGGUUCAAGAGCGGAGACCUCUGCGCCACCAGCGGAUGGGGCAAGACGCGCUACAAUGCAUUCACCACCCCCAGCAAACUGCAGCAAACAGCUCUGCCCCUUCUUUCCAAUGAGAAAUGCAAGGAAUCCUGGGGUGACAACAUCUCAGACUUGAUGAUCUGUGCAGGGGCAGCUGGCUCCUCUUCUUGCAUGGGUGACUCUGGCGGUCCUCUGGUGUGCCAGCAAGAUGGCGUUUGGAAGCUGGUGGGCAUUGUCUCUUGGGGAAGCAGCCGCUGCUCCAUCACCACCCCAGCUGUCUACGCUCGCGUCAGCCGCCUCCGUGACUGGGCUGAGGAAACAAUGGCCAACAACUGAGUGGCCAAUUGAGUUUGCCAGGUGAAAAAUAAAAAACAGUUUCUUCCUCAUGGCCUGCGUCCUGGGUUUUUUUGCUUUGUGAACACCACACCACAUGAAAUAAUCUUGGGCCUGUGCUUCACAGUGUGUGAGAGAGAACCCAUUUCUUCAUGCAUGUUUCUCGGAUACCACCAAUCCCUGGGUACUUACUGUUUUGAGCACCAUUAUGAAUAGGGUUCCCAGGUUAAGGACUGUCCCAGAUUUUGAGAUUUCAGCACCUAACCUGAGAUGCAGGAUGACCGACAAGGCAGAU